Hibiscus syriacus is the source of this 1076-nucleotide messenger RNA. RefSeq lists its product as uncharacterized. The record is from RefSeq and is a predicted model, not a curated record. Gene Ontology annotation, biological process: positive regulation of DNA repair. The coding region runs from base 57 to 866 and encodes 269 amino acids. Lineage: Eukaryota; Viridiplantae; Streptophyta; Magnoliopsida; Malvales; Malvaceae. Gene Ontology annotation, cellular component: BRCA1-A complex; BRISC complex. The transcript has 3 exons.
UAGUUGUCUGUUUGGCAAUAUCGUUUCCACUCUCUUUUCCCCUUUGUUGGCUGCGAAUGUCUUCUUCUCGCCCGAAGGAAGGAAAUCGAGGGAAAAUGAAAAUGGAAGGAAUAGGAAGCGCAUCGGCGGGCGGAGCAGUGCGUUACACCUUGAAUCCGACGCGGAUAAACAGCGAGGACAUACUAUUUUGCGUGGAUGUGGACGCAGAGUCGCUUGUUGAAAUGAAAACAGCGGGAGUCACCAGAUUGGAUUCCAUAAAGCAAGCCAUCCUUCUCUUCGUCAACUCCAAGAUCUCUAUCAACCCCGAUCACCGCUUCGCUUUCGCCACUCUCUCCAAAUCCGCCUCUUGGCUUAGAAAAGAGUUCAGCAGUGAUGUCGAGUCUACCAUUGCUGCGGUUCGAGCUCUCUCGGCUACCACCGUCUCUUCUAGUCAAGCAGAUCUCACCAAUUUGUUCCGCUCAGCAGCUCAUGAAGCCAAGAAGUCUCGUGCCCAGAACCGCAUUUUAAGAGUGAUUCUUAUUUACUGCAGAUCAUCAACACGACCCCGUCAUCAAUGGCCCAUAAACCAGAAGCUCUUCACUUUGGAUGUGAUGUACCUCCAUGACAAACCUGGACCGGAUAAUUGUCCCCAAGCAGUCUACGAUGCACUUGUUGAUGCACUUGAACAUGUAAGUGAGUACGAAGGGUACAUCCACGAGAGUGGACAUGGGCUACCACGUACCCUCUUCCGUUUCAUGUCCAUGUUGUUGUGUCACCCUCAGCAACGUUGCCCUCAAGAUGACUGUGAUAUUCCCAAGCCUCUUAUGAAGAAGUCAGCUGAACCUGCAAAUGGUGAAGAUAAUGUCCAUGUAUCCACCAGUAGGUGAGAGCCUCAACAACCAGACAUUCAUGUGGCUUCCAGUCCUUUGGUAAUUUUAUCAGUAUGAUCUCUGCAUGUGUGCUGAAAUCAUGAUCUAUGAACAAGAUAACCUAUUCGAUCUUCUGCAAACUUUAUGUAAAUAUGGAACCUUUUUCUCUGUGUUUGUCAAAUUGUCAAAUUGUUCCAUUUCAUAUAAGAUGCAAUGGUUUCAUCAUUA